AUGACAGAGCAUUUCAAUUACGGACCCCGCAUGAGUCUCGAUAAACUCCAUUACCCACGAUCGCGGUGAGCCUUUCGCCUCCUUCCCAAAUAACUCGUUGAUUUCAGUCCGACCCCCCUUUCGUCCGAGUAUCUCGAUCUGAAAGUGAAGGGCAAGCCCGCGGAUCGGCUCGUCUCCAGCAGCACUUCUUCUCUUGGAUCCCACUGGAAGAAGGUGGAUUCGUACGUGAAGCGCCACGAUUACUCGUCCGACUCCGCGUCCGAACCUUCCCCGCUCGCCACGCCCACUCCCAUCUCUUCCAUUUCCUACUCCACACCUUCUUCUUCUUCUUCUUCCUCCGCCGGUGCUCCCACUCUCCAUUCCAUCGGCUCCAUCUCCUCUUCCGAAGAGGCUUCCGACAAGACGCUCACCAAUCAGUCUUCCUCUUCCUCUCCGUCUUCCGGGACCAUUUCCGAGCCAUCCGGACCGCCGUCGGCGUUGAUGGUUGACACGGAAACGCACGAGGAACGGCAAUGUCUCGCCCUCCAGAUGUGGGGACUCGUGGAGUUGGACGAGGCGCUCGUGAGGAACAUCGGCCAGCUGGACGAGCAUCUUCGUCUUAUGACCGAGAAAUAUUUCGAGGUGUUCAAAACGAGCCUGGCUGUCUGGAAAAAGAACGAGCUGAGGGUGGACGCCUCGAAAGAGCAUCACGACGAGAUCAUCGAAGAGAUUGACGAAAAGAUGGAGCAGUUUUUUGAUCUUGUCUCGCAGGUUUCUCCAGUUUUUUCACUCGACCCUCAACAGUUGUUUCCAGAAGAAGAGCACUUUCCACAAGAAAGCGAAACUCGAGGAAUUUGUCCAAAACAACGAGGGCGCGUUCGAGGCGAGUCUGAAGACGUUGGAGCUCAUGAAGGACAACGAACGGCGCAUCAGAGCCCUCCGGAUGAAGAUGCACGUCAACGAUCCGGAGCACGCAGCUCUGACCGUCUUUGAGCACGAGGACCAUCGCGUCGGCGAAGUGUUCCGCAAACUGACCACGAUGGUCCGCAACCUUCCGCUCCACGAGAACGAGCGCGCCGAUCUGGACCACUUUGUCGGGAGCGUCGAGUUGAAUUCUCAGUUCGCAGGGGUCUACAAGUGUGAGCUCGUGCUCCGCCGUCUGCUGAGCCUCAUGAACUCGUGGCAGGACUCUGCUCAAAGAUCCAAGUCGCUCAGCACUCUGCACAGUGUCGAUUGGCGCAGUGUCCCGGAGAAGCAGAGCGGCGUUCCGAACGCAUUCCAGAGCUCUUCGUUCGGUCUGAGCUCGCUGAGCGAUUUGAGCACCGACGACUCGAAUUUGUCGGAUUUGGAUGGUCAGUUGCGUGGCGCACAGACGAGAAGAGCGAUCGGAACUCCGCUCGGGGAGUGCGGGUCCUGGUCGACCGACUCCUUGCUCGCCUCGUUCAACACUUCUGGCAAAUCAAGCGUUCAGUCUCUCGGGGAACAGAUGACUCUAUCGUCCUACGAACCGUUCACCUCUUCUGAAGGAUCCGGAGAAUCGACUAUGACUUCUUGUAACACAAAAUCACUUGAAUUCAAUUCCCGUUUGCAAAUUUUCAGUGUCGACGCACUCGAUGCCUUUCCAAAACGUCGAUCCUCUGCGGAAUCAGCUGGCCGAAGACGCGGCCGGAACUUCUGUGAAGACUGCUCUUUCUCAGGAGAUGACGAUCGGAGACCAUCCUCCGAGAUCCGGUGGAGCCACUCCCGACGUGUCCGUCGCGUCCGGCACCACUCUUUCCACUUCGGCGCCUUCUCUCAACUUCUCUUCCGUCUCACUCUCUGAAAUGGUCGACGACGCCCUGCACACUGCCAAAGAAGCCGGUAAGUAGUGAGAAAAAGGGAAGAAAGCAUCCGCCCAGUGCGGGGCUGAAACCCGCGACGACAAGAUUAAGAGUCUGGAGCUCUAGACUGGGCGGCAAUUCCUACUGGUUCGCCCUCUCUCGUCACCCUCCAAUUGUUGUUCUUUUAGCGGAAAUCCAGACGGGCAACUUGUUUGAGGCUCUGCAAAGUUCGGCCAGCAAGUGCGGAGUGGCCCUUUCGGUGAGUUUGCUAAUAGUUUUGAAUUCCACUUCCACUCCCCAUUUACAGGAUCUGAUGACUGCGAUCUCAAGCAGUUCGGAGAGUCUCUCGGCCACCCAGCCUUCCGACUCGAGCUCCAUCGCCCAUUAA
Messenger RNA from Caenorhabditis sp. 36 PRJEB53466, 2187 nucleotides. The record is from the annotation of a GenBank genome assembly. Lineage: Eukaryota; Metazoa; Nematoda; Chromadorea; Rhabditida; Rhabditidae.